Messenger RNA from Schistosoma haematobium, 3276 nucleotides. RefSeq names its product Receptor expression-enhancing protein 2. The record is from RefSeq and is a predicted model, not a curated record. Gene Ontology annotation, molecular function: microtubule binding. Gene Ontology annotation, biological process: endoplasmic reticulum tubular network organization. The transcript has 7 exons. Gene Ontology annotation, cellular component: cytoplasmic microtubule; endoplasmic reticulum tubular network; endoplasmic reticulum membrane. Lineage: Eukaryota; Metazoa; Platyhelminthes; Trematoda; Strigeidida; Schistosomatidae. Bases 127 to 849 code for a protein of 240 amino acids.
CUUUGAACUCGUGAUUCAAAUCUCUAUGUUACGCCGCGACAAACGACUUUUACGCCACACGUAAGGUCGUCUAGUUUAGGGUAAGAGACGGAUCGCCCUGAAAUUUAUGUUCAAGAGAAUUAACUGAUGUUGCCAGCGUUUGUCGCCAGGCUCAUUAUAACUGUUUUCGGAGUUAUGCACCCCUCUUAUAGAACUUAUAAAGCGAUUAAAAGGAAAGAUUAUCAGGAAGUGGUGACACUUGGCAUGUACUGGGUAGUGUUCAGCAUGUAUAUAACUUUGGAGCUAGUGACGGAUAUUUUACUCCAGUGGCUGCCUUUUUAUUACGAAGCGAAGACUCUAUUCGUCAUAUGGCUUGUCACACCAGCCACUUCUGGGUAUAGUUUUAUAUACCGAAAAGUGAUCCACCCAGAGCUUACGAAGAGAGAAACCGAAAUUGACGAGGCCAUAAACAGAGCAAAAGAAAAAGGAUAUUCGAAAGUCGUGGAGUUUGGUGCCAAAGGACUAAAUUAUGCUGCGAAGGCUGUUCUUUCCGGUGCACUGUUGGGACAAGAUUUUCUAGCUGAUCGUCUUGGUAAACGAAGCUCAAGCAUGUUUGAACUUAAUCGUGGACCUAUAGUGAGACGGCAGAAGCUGAGGACCACUGAGGUAUUCGAUUAUGAUGAUCCCGACUUCGUUAGUCAUUUACGAGAAAGAACAACUCAAGAGGAUGAUCCAUUUGCACUUAACUGGCUUCAAAUGGGAUCAACAGGGUCACUAGGGCGACAUUGGAGACCAGGUUCUAAAGGUGUGCUGUGCAAUUUUUUUGUUUUAUUCAUAUACUGUGAAUGUUGCUGUCUAAUAAUUUUAUGAGUUUUGUCAUUUUGGCACACGAUAUAUCAGUAGAACACCUAACCAUUACAUUUCAUUUCCGGAUAUUCUAAGUAUUUGAAACGUGGUGAAAUUAUCCAAUGUAUUUUAGUCAAUCUUUUUUCAUGUUUUGUUAUCUUGAACCGUGUAUUUAGUUGAGUAAUUUAUUCCUUUGGUGACUAACUUGUUUUACCCUUAAUCAUGUAUUUAUAAUUCCAUUGUUGGAUUUGUCCAACAGUUUUCUGGUAUACAUUUAACACUCUAGAUUUCAUAUACCCUAAAUUGGCUGAAUGCCGGUACACAAUUAAAGUCUGUUUUCUUAGUAACAGCUGAUUAUUUCCUUUUCUUUGAAAUAAAAGUAAGACUUUGUGGCACUUUUUAGUCGAACAUCCGAUUUGUAGCUCAAAAGAGUUUGGUUGCGUGCCUGCGGGUGAAUCAUGGUAUUAAACAAGUAGAUCGCUUUACAUCGUGGCAACAAAGACGUCAAUAAUCUUUUGUAUUUUAAUCGAUUACUGUUCACUACUAAUCUAGUAAUAAUCCAUCGGGACAAGUAACCAUAUGAAUAUGUUCACUUGAAGGAUUUUUGAACUACUUGGAGGUAUGGUUUACGUAUGGCUUUUGUCCGAUGUUACUAUACAUGUUGAUAACCGCCCUCAUACCUCUAGCAGCACUCAGGAUCACUGUAUUCAUAAUCAAUCUCCCUCUUCAAUUGCUAUUAUUUCUCCUACCUCCACUUUCAACUCUAAACUUCCUCUUUUGACUUCCUCCUCAAGUGUCACCAUGGCCAACGAUUCUAGUGCCCGAAAGCAUAUGUGUGCCUGGUCCUAUGUUGUAGUUGACUGACAUGUUGAAACACUGUCUACUUCACCCUGUCAUAGGUUGAAUGUGAUACUUUUGAAGAUAUCAUUCAGUCAGUAAUAAAAAACAUAAGAUUUGGUUCAAAUAUGUAUCUGCUUUGGUUACCAAAACUAUCACCAGAAACUCGUUCGGAUAUUUCACACCCAAUAGUUUAACCACAAACGCCCGCUAUUUUGAAUACUCAUAAGUACACAUGUCGAAAUUUUCAUCUAGAUAACAUAAUUAUGUGGCUGUCAAGAACAUUCAUAAUCAUGUGUUAGUAAUUACCAGUAUAUGGUGCUUACAGUUAAACCGAUUUCGCAGCAUAUAUCUGAACCUAAGCACAGUGUCAAUCUCAAAUUAUCCUUUCUAUUAUAAUACAAAUGACGAACGGAGAUGAAAUCAUUAAUGCCAAUUUCAGAUUGUAGACAAAUUAUUACUUAGUGUUUAAGCGUUUGUAAAUAUAUAGUUCACAAAAGAGUUUAUAAUUUAUUUUGACUCAUCACAGUUAUAUGUCAUUGUUGCUGAAGAGAUAUUUAAACUGUUCACGAGUAUGCUUAAUGUUUGCUUACAGUACGUUUGUUCUGUGUGAUCCAUAGCUCUCCUGUUACUUUAACCCUAUAGUUGAUAGUAUUACACUCCUGUCGAUUUCCUCUUUAUUGAUGUGAAUUGUGAUACCUUUGACCAACAAACAUUUAUGCUUGGAUCACUAAAAAAGAAUUACUCUAUAGAAAGUUUGCUUGCAAAAAUAGUUAUCUUUUCAUGAGGUUAUAUGCAAAUACAAAGUAAAACAAUCAUAAUUAAUACCUAGCUGUUUUUAAAUUUCCCAUUGAUCCUAUGUUGCGAUUGACUGACUUAAAUUCGGGGAUUGACGUCAAUAAUUCUGUCAUAUGAUAAUAGUCAUCACUCAGACAUAUUUCAUAUUGUUUAUCAUCUGUCUAUCAAUAAUUUUUCCUCUUUUAUAACAAUCAAAGAUUUCGUCCACUUAACUUCUAUUGAUAACAAUCUCCUAAUCACUAGAAUAAGCAUAAGUGGCUGUUUAUAUUGAUGCCAAAUCUAGUUAAACACUAUUGAUAUGAAGUCGAUAAUAUGUUCAUAAUAAAAAAAUUUCAUCUGAGUAUAAUAUUAUGUAGAGUGAAAUAAAUUAGUCUUUAUAAUUUUACUUCUCUGUGUUGAUGUGGUGUGGUAACGUAAAUUGAUGCACAAGUUCUAUGUUACUUUGACUAACUGAGUCUAAAAGUCUGUAGCUCAAUGUAACACACCAACCAACUGAAGAUCCAUGUACUCAGCUUUAAGUCAAAUAGUCUUUUUCAGGAUUUCUAAUAUUACGUGAUUACAUACAUUGUUGAUGCAUACAUGUUGACGUCUAACCUUGUUCAUAUAAUACCUACCUAUCUUUUUCAGUCGAUUUUUGUUCUGUAUGAUGGAUACAAACAUUCUUGAAUAGUGAUUCUUUAAAUCAUAUCAUAUCUUUGUGAUAACAGUAUUUACUUUUUAAACUCUCUUCAUUAACAUUUUAUAAUUCAUGUACUCAAGUAACUAUUAAUUGAUAGUUAUCAUUAAUCUACUCAUUAUCAUUUUGUUGUUUGCUAU